AGCAUGUAGGAUUUGCAGUCGCACUGUACUUUCACUUCUAGACUGCCAGCGUAAACACAAGAGGGCGAUGCUCUUCAACUUUUGGCAUGACAACUUUAGUUUAACCAAAGGAGUUGAUGUGUUGUCGGGUGGACCUCUGAAUGCAGCUGUUGGAGGGACAGUGAUAUUCAAAACAACGAUGACUCCACCAGAAAAACCAUUUCUGGCAGUGGUCUGGAGUGUUAUUAGUAACAAUACUGAAAGAUUUAUCAUAACCUCCACCUCUUCAAACAUCACUGAUCCAGAGUAUGAAGGCAGGAUCACCCUCUACAGAUCUACUGGAUCUCUGGAGCUCAGGGAUCUGACUCUUAAUGACAGUGGAAAGUAUCUAGUUAGCAUUACACCAGAUGGAGGAAACCAGAUAAUAAUGACCAGCGAGCUGAAGAUAUUUGUGCCAGUCUCCAAUAUACAUGUAAAUGUCAGCAGCACAGACUUGGUGGAGUUCAACAGCUCUGUCAGUCUGCGCUGUUUUUCUUCUGGAUCCCCCCUCUCUUUCGUCUGGCUGAACGGCAGCUCUGAGGUUAAACCCAGAGAGAGAGUUCAGCUCAGUAGUGGAUACUCCAAUCUCACUAUAUUCAGUGUGACCCGCUAUGACCAGGGACCAUACAGAUGCAAAGUGUCCUAUGCUGUCAGUGAAGACACCAGUGAUCCAGUAAAUCUUUCCAUCAGCUUUGGCCCAGAAAACAUUCAUUUGAUGCUAUCUCCAACACAAGAAUACUAUGUGGAAGGGUCAAACAUCAGCCUGUCCUGCUCAGCUGCCUCCAGACCCCCUGCUCAGUUUCAGUGGUUUCUGAAUGGAGACAAGCUGUCUGAUACUGGACCAGAGCUCACACUGAUUAACAUUCGGGAGAGUCAGAGUGGGGACUACAGCUGUCAAGCCUUUAACAACAAAACUCUGAGAUAUCAAACAUCUCAGCCUUCAGCUAUAACUGUACUGGUGCCAGUCUCCAAUGUAAAGGUAGAAGUCAGCAGCACAGACUUGGUGGAGUUCAACAGCUCUGUCAGUCUGUUCUGUUCUUCUUCUGGAUCCUCCCUCUCUUUUGUCUGGCUGAACGGCAGCUCUGAGGUUAAACCCAGUGACAGAAUUCAGCUCACUGAUGGAAACUCCAAUCUCACUAUAUUCAGUGUGACCCGCUAUGACCAGGGACCAUACAGCUGCAAAGUGUCCAAUGCUGUCAGUGAAGGCACCAGUGAUCCAGUAAAUCUUUCCAUCAGCUUUGGCCCAGAAAACAUUGAUUUAAUGCUAUCUCCAACACAAGACUACUAUGUGGAAGGGUCAAGCAUCAGCCUGUCCUGCUCAGCAGCCUCCAAACCCCCUGCUCAGUUUCAGUGGUUUCUGAAUGGAGUCAAGCUGUCUGAUACUGGACCAGAGCUCACACUGAUUAACAUUCAGGAGAGUCAGAGUGGGGACUACAGCUGUCAAGCCUUUAACAACAAAACUCUGAGAUAUCAAACAUCUCAGCCUUCAGCUAUAACUGUAUUGGUGCCAGUCUCCAAUGUAAAGGUAGAAGUUAGCAGCACAGACUUGGUGGAGUUCAGCAGCUCUGUCAUUCUGUUCUGCUCUUCUUCUGGAUCCUCCCUCUCUUUCCUCUGGCUGAACGGCAGCUCUGAGGUUACAACCAGUGAGAGAGUUCAGCUCAAUAAUGAACACUCCACUCUCACUAUACCCAGUGUGACCCGCUAUGACCAGGGACCAUACAGCUGCAACGUGUCCAAUGCUGUCAGUGAAGGCACCGGUGAUCCAGUAAAUCUUUCCAUCAGCUUUGGCCCAGAAAACAUUAAUUUGAUGCUAUCUCCAACACAAGAAUACUAUGUGGAAGGGUCAGACAUCAGGCUGUCCUGCUCAGCUGCCUCCAGACCCCCUGCUCAGUUUCAGUGGUUUCUGAAUGGAGUCAAGCUGUCUGAUACUGGACCAGAGCUCACACUGAUUAACAUUCGGGAGAGUCAUAGUGGGAACUACAGCUGUCAAGCCUUUAACAACAAAACUCUGAGAUAUCAAACAUCUCAGCCUUCAGCUAUAACUGUACAGGUGCCAGUCUCCAAUGUAAAGGUAGAAGUCAGCAGCACAGACUUGGUGGAGUUCAGCAACUCUGUCAUUUUGUUCUGCUCUUCCUCUGGAUCCUCCCUCUCUUUCGUCUGGCUGAACGGCAGCUCUGAGGUUAAACCCAGUGAGAGAGUUCCGCUCACUAAUGGACACUCCACUCUCACUAUUUUCAAUGUGACCCGCUAUGACCAGGGACCGUACAGAUGCAAAGUGUCCAAUGCUGUCAGUGAAGGCACCAGUGAUCCAGUAAAUCUUUCCAUCAGCUUUGGCCCAGAAAACAUUAAUUUGACGCUAUCUCCAACACAAGAAUACUAUGUGGAAGGGUCAAGCAUCACCCUGUCCUGCUCAGCUGCCUCCAGACCCCCUGCUCACUUUCAGUGGUUUCUGAAUGGAGACAAGCUGUCUGAUACUGGACCAGAGCUCACACUGAUUAACAUUCGGGAGAGUCAGAGUGGGAACUACAGCUGUCAAGCCUUUAACAACAAAACUCUGACAUAUCAAACAUCUCAGCCUUCAGCUAUAAAUGUAGUGGUGCCAGUCUCCAAUGUAAAGGUAGAAGUCAGCAGCACAGACUUGGUGGAGUUCAGCAGCUCUGUCAUUUUGUUCUGCUGUGCUUCUGGAUCCUCCCUCUCUUUCGUCUGGCUGAACGGCAGCUCUGAGGUUAAACCCAGAGAGAGAGUUCAGCUCAUUAAUGGACACUCCACUCUCACUAUAUUCAGUGUGACCCGCUAUGACCAGGGACCAUACAGCUGCAAAGUGUCCAAUUCUUUCAGUGAAGACACCAGUGAUCCAGUAAAUCUUUCCAUCAGCUUUGGCCCAGAAAACAUUGAUUUAAUGCUAUCUCCAACACAAGAAUACUAUGUGGAAGGGUCAGACAUCAGCCUGUCCUGCUCAGCAGCCUCCAAACCCCCUGCUCAAUUUCAGUGGUUUCUGAAUGGAGACAAGCUGUCUGAUACUGGACCAGAGCUCACACUGACUAACAUUCGGGGGAGUCAGAGUGGGGACUACAGCUGUCAAGCCUUUAACAACAAAACUUUGAGAUAUCAAACAUCUCAGCCUUCAGCUAUAAAUGUAGUGGUGCCAGUCUCCAAUGUAAAGGUAGAAGUUAGCAGCACAGACUUGGUGGAGUUCAACAGCUCUGUCAGUCUGUCCUGUUCUUCUUCUGGAUCCUCCCUCUCUUUCGUCUGGCUGAACGACAGCUCUGAGGUUACAGCCAAUGAAAGAGUUCAGCUCACUGAUGGAAACUCCACUCUCACUAUAUCCAGUGUGACCCGCUAUGACCAGGGAUCAUACAGCUGCAAAGUGUCCAAUGCUAUCAAUGAAGGCACCAGUGAUCCAGUAAAUCUUUCCAUCAGCUUUGGCCCAGAAAACAUUAAUUUAUCUCCAACACAAGAAUACUAUGUGGAAGGGUCAAACAUCAGCCUGUCCUGCUCAGCAGCCUCCAGACCCCCUGCUCAGUUUCAGUGGUUUCUGAAUGGAGUCAAGCUGUCUGAUACUGGACCAGAGCUCACACUGACUAACAUUCGGGGGAGUCAGAGUGGGGACUACAGCUGUCAAGCCUUUAACAACAAAACUCUGAGAUAUCAAACAUCUCAGCCUUCAGCUAUAACUGUACUGGUGCCAGUCUCCAAUGUAAAGGUAGAAGUCAACAACACAGACUUGGUGGAGUUCAACAGCUCUGUCAGUCUGUCCUGCUCUUCUUCUGGAUCCUCCCUCUCUUUCGUCUGGCUGAACGGCAGCUCUGAGGUUAAACCCAGUGAGAGAGUUCAGCUCACUAAUGGACACUCCACUCUCACUAUAUCCAAUGUCAUCCGCUAUGACCAGGGAUCAUACAGCUGCAAAGUGUCCAAUUCUUUCAGUGAAGACACCAGUGAUCCAGUAAAUCUUUCCAUCAGCUUUGGCCCAGAAAACAUUGAUUUAAUGCUAUCUUCAACACAAGAAUACUAUAUGGAAGGGUCAGACAUCAGCCUGUCCUGCUCAGCAGCCUCCAGACCCCCUGCUCACUUUCAGUGGUUUCUGAAUGGAGUCAAGCUGUCUGAUACUGGACCAGAGCUCACACUGAUUAACAUUGAGGGGAGUCAUAGUGGGGACUACAGCUGUCAAGCCUUUAACAACAAAACUCUGAGAUAUCAAACAUCUCAGCCUUCAGCUAUAACUGUAGUGGAGAGAAUUUCUAGUGUUAAUAUCACAUCAAUAGACGAAAUGAUUGAGGGGAACUCUGUCAACCUAACCUGCGAUUGUGCUGGCACUGAGUUUACCAGAGAGUGGAUGAAGGACGGCUCCUCACUGACUCUGGUUGACAACAUGACACUUUACGAUGAGAACAGAGUGUUGUCUUUUCUCUCUCUGGAGAAAACACACAGUGGAGAAUAUUUGUGUAAAAUCAGCAACGCCGUCAGCUUUGAUGAAGCUAAAUACAGCAUGGUUGUUAACUAUGGACCAGAGGAUGUUCAAAUCACAGGACAAAAUUGGAUAAACGUUGGAGAGACCUUAAACUUAACCUGCUCUGCUGCGUCCACACCAUCUGCCAGUUACACCUGGUCACUGAACGGGAUAGAGAUAUUAAAUGAUUCUGCUGUGUUCACUAAAAACAUGACUGAACUUUCUGACAGUGGCAACUACACCUGUCAAGCACUGAAUAAUAAAACUGGGAGAACGUCAUCUGCAGAACAUCAAUUGUCUGUAACAGAGGAAACACCUGCAUGUGGGGCUGAUUGCAUCGCUGGAUCAGUAGUAGCAUGUUGUGCCGCCGUUGGUGGAGCUGUUGGUGGAGGAUUCUACUUUUUUAAAAAACAGAUGGGAGAAAUCUUUAAUGGGAUCACCUCCUUCGGAACAGGAGAUGAAGGCUUGGACAACACAGCAUUCUCUGGAGAUGAGGAUGCAGACAUCAGUUUACCCCAGGACCAGGUUGAUGAGACAGUCCUGCAGGAGCUACAGAAUAACGCAACAGAAUAUGCUCAGAUCCAAAGGAACAGCGAUCCUGCUCCUACAUCCUCCCUUCCUACCUAUGAUGAACACAUACAGCGAAUGCAGAUAGCAAUUUCUCAGUAUAGUGCUGACGGUGCACAAAUCUUUGCUCAGGUCCAAAGGAACCAGAGCACGAUAUGAUGGAUCAUCUAAUGAGGUCAGACUGAAGAUAGAACCUGCACUCUCUGCUCCUUUAUGGAUGAUAAUUUGGACUUGGGUUUACCUUGACAAACCACUUUCGCAGAGGUUAAUGAUCAACCUGUUAUUGCCAUGAUUGUGGUUGUAAAGCACAAUGAUGCCCUUUUAGUUUGGAUACACAUAAUAGCUUUCAUUUUCCUUUUGUAUGGGGACAGUCUGUUUGCUUGAGCAUGUUUGACACCUCUCUGGCAUCAUAUUUGACUCCACACGUAUACUAUGAUAUCUCCAAUGAAAUUCCAGUUUGCAGCUUGUCAGUUUUGGAUACAUUUUUUGUAAAACUUUAUUAUCCCAAAAAGGGAAGGUCCGCAACCACAAUAAUCCAAAACAAAAUCAUAAUACAAUAACAAUCAAUAACAAGGGAUUUCUCUCUGAUCCCACUGAAACAAAAGAAAAAAAUGCUUGAAUCUUAAAGUCUUUCCAGCAGGUAUGAAGAAACUUUUGCCAAGAAAUAUCUCAAUUGUCAGAGAUGACUAGAGUAAUUCCGAUUAUGUUUAUUGUAAUGUCAGUAAAAGUGUGAUUUGAUAAGAUAAUAAGGUGCUUUAUCUUUCAGCACAUCACCCUGAAGGCCUCGAGGCAGCACAGACGUUAUUCAGAUUAGUGAAAUAAUGCAAAUGGAAAGGAGAAGCUAGUUUAUAUCAUCACAUAUACCUAAGUGUAUAAAUUAUAUCUAUUCAAAACCUAAUAUAACUGAAUGUCACACCUGUAGACAAUCUAACUUUCACAAAGACAUUUGUUAAUUACACUAUAUCAUGUAAAGUAUCAUAGUCUAAGGAGUUAGACAUACCUGUAUUGAUUUUUGAGUUUUCCUGAUAGAUUUUUUGACCAAUUCUUUUAACAAGGGUCAGGGAUCAGUGUUGCAUAAUACAUUUAAUUGAAUCAUUGUAGAUACAAAGAUUUAAGAAAUGAGCCCUCUUAUAAAACAAUGAUUUGUUUUAUGUUCAUUACAAAUGAGAUGAAGAGAAUGAAGAUAAAGUCUACCACACAGAGCUUGGCGUUGUGAAUUAUGCCCUGUCAAGAUUUAAUGAGUAACUAAUCGGGAAAGGGGCAUCCAUUUAGUUACUCAUUACUAAAGAUCAAACUCCCUGUGAGUUAUUCACAUGUUUGAUUUCACCUGCAUUAAGAGGAAAUUUGUUUUUGACAAACUUAACUUUUCACAUCUCAGUAUUUCUCUAUUCUGAUGUGGUUACCAGUAUCCUGUGAACACUUAGUGCAGUAUGUUUUCUGUUCAACCUGGUGUGGCAUGUUAUGUUUCAAGCUGCACCAGUGUCAAUGUGUGAUGAAUGUUUCACCAGUUUGCCUUUUCACCAAUGAAAGAAUGCAGUGAAUGUAACUCUCAGGUUGUGGAUAUUGUAUUUGUAAUCAUGUGAUUGCUCAUUUAGGCAAAUAAACUAUUUUUUC
Thunnus maccoyii (southern bluefin tuna) is the source of this 6646-nucleotide messenger RNA. RefSeq names its product hemicentin-1-like. The coding region runs from base 68 to 5191 and encodes 1707 amino acids. The transcript is spliced from 22 exons. NCBI's taxonomy places the organism in Eukaryota, Metazoa, Chordata, Actinopteri, Scombriformes, Scombridae. The record is from RefSeq and is a predicted model, not a curated record.